This is a messenger RNA of Linum trigynum, 1590 nucleotides long. The record is from the annotation of a GenBank genome assembly. NCBI's taxonomy places the organism in Eukaryota, Viridiplantae, Streptophyta, Magnoliopsida, Malpighiales, Linaceae.
AUGGUUGGAGGAGAAACUGGCGGCGGCACUGGGUUCGGUAGGGUCCCAGUCAUUGAUAGCAAAGGGUGUUCCAGGCUUUUCCUUGGAAUGGGAUUCUCUUCCUUUUCUUCUUCCUCCAAUUCCAUGCCUUCAUUCAGAGGUUUGCAAUCCUUCGAUUCAAUGCUUCCUGUUGCCUCCUCUGCUGGCUCUGGAAUGGCUGUUCCCCAAAAUGCUCCGUUCGCCGGUCUCACCAUUUGUGUCACUGGUCUCUCCAAAGAAGCAAGGAAACAAGUUAUGGAGGCCACAGAGAGAUUAGGUGGUCAAUACAGUCCAAAUUUGCACCCCCAGUUUAGGUUGAGUGAGUCACUCUACGCUGUGAAGAAUUUGGGAGACAAUGGGGUGCGGUUAGAUGAUUUAAACCGGCUCGUUGGUUUCACUGAUGCUGAAAAUUCAUGUUUUCCUGAUGGUGUUAGCAACAGCAAGCAAUUUGACAUGACUGAGAGACCAGCACAUAAGCAUGCUCCUAGGAAAGCUUCUAGCCGCAGUAAUGAUCUGAUUUUCUCUAGUAAUGCCAUGUUUGUCGAUCCAGAUGUUUCAAAUGAUCUCAAGAUUAAGGUCCGAGAGGCUGCCAGCCAAGAGGGUGCCACAUUCUUAGAUCGAUGGUUUGUUGGUUGCGGUGCGAGCCAUAUUGUGUGUGAAGAAGCUUCUGUGCAGAGAUACCUCGGGCACACUAACAAUCUUGUUACACCACUGUGGGUUUUGAAAACUGUAAAGGAGAAACAAGUGCAGAGGCUUGUCCACAUCUCUGCUGAUUUGGCCAGGCAGGUUGCUGCAACGCUUGAAAAUUUUCCACAUGGCAUUGCUGGCAAGGAAGGUUACAAGGAAAAUAUGCAUCAACAUGAUAUCGAGGCUUCUCUAGGUAGAGUCAGAGAGGCAGAGAGGCAAAGGGCAGUGGAAGUUGCUAAGCAAUGGGUUAGAAAUCGGCGUGGUCGUCGCAUGCAGACAUGCCAAACACCACUUCGUCCAAUAACUCCAAGCAGCCUACUGGAUUCAAUUUGCUGGUCGGUAUCUGAGCCAGCUUCAACUGCUUCUAUUUACACAGACUGUGUUAGCAGCGUGGAUGUCAGCGAAGAAAAUCAGACCUCUGUGUUCUAUGAUGCAAAAGGUGAUGGCAAGGAGGACUCGGAUCAGCUGGUGGCUUCAUUUGCAAACCUAACCAGGCCCCUCACAGAAAGUGAGAAAACUGAACUUGUCUUCCGCAACCAUUUCCUCACUAUCCUAUUUCCAGUCGACCGGUUUUCUGAGAUGGGACCUACUUCGAAAACCUUUUUCUGUGACGGUGGUUUUACUUGUUUACAGGUUUUGGAUCACAUCUAUGCAUUUUACCAGGAGAAUAUGUCAGUUGCAGAAAUAGAGGUUGCAAUUCACACAGACUCGAGACAUGGUGACCGGCUUCGAUCUGCCUACUGCAGUAACGAAGCAGCAGAGCUUGGAUAUGCGAAGUUUAAACGUAUCGACUUCUUAGGGAGUCGCCGGAGUUUUGAGAUGUUGAAACGGGUUACUGGGGACAACAGUAGUAAUAAUGUAUAUGAGCUUUUGAUUAGGGCGUAA